CUUUCAGUGGGACCAAUGGAAAUCGAAAAUUGCACAUGUUACACCACAAAUGAAUGUUUGCAGAAGGGAGAUGUCUGUUAUUUGCGAUUGGACUUCUUGACGUUUUCUAUUUUGGGCAUGGCUGACAGUGAAGAAAUCAUGGGCGGCAUGUGCGUCGACUCUCUAAAAGUCACCUCAAGCUCAAAUGAGCCCAUCCCAGAAAUUUGCGGCCAGAAUUCGGGACAACAUAUUUACGUGGAUAUGGACCGAGGAUGUUCUGGGAAUACCCAACUGGACUUUAGUUUUUCUGGUACGGCAUCAAUCCGGAUUUUCGAGAUAAAAGCCUCUCAAAUUGAGUGCGGAUCGAGGUCAGCACCCCCGGAUGGUUGCUUGCAAUAUCACACAGAAUUAGAUGGUCGAUUUCAGACAUUUAACUACGCAGCCAAGGAUGAGAGCCACCUAGAUGAUCAAAAUUACUCCAUUUGCAUUCGCCAAAUGUUGGGAUAUUGUUGCAUACAAUAUUCGGUAUGCCCGGAUGAUGACGCUUUUGGAUUUACCCUUGGCAGAGGGGAAGAAAAUAUGUCAUUUGUUGAUAACCUUUGUGGAACCAGGGAUUUUGUAGGAAUUGAAGGAUCUGCGGCGUCUUGUCAUCAGGGACCACCGACAACAAUUCAUACAAAAUACUGUGGUGACAAGUUAAACGUGUUUACCCCAGCGACUUACCAUGCUCCUAUUUGUGAUUGUUCAGCGCCUUUUGAAGUUAGAAUUUUCACCAACGAGAUUUCCGACGUAAACAACGGCUUGGAGACGAAAAAUACCAAAGUCAGUAAAGGUUUAUGUUUCGAAUAUAUUCAGAUGCCUUGCCAAUGAAUCAAUUCCCUAGCACAAAAUCCUAGACUUCAAAUAAAUGACGACUAAUUGUGUUCUACUAUAAAGUAUCUAAUAAUGGCAUGCUCAAAAGAAAUGAAUAAAGUUGAA
Messenger RNA from Tigriopus californicus, 957 nucleotides. RefSeq lists its product as uncharacterized. NCBI's taxonomy places the organism in Eukaryota, Metazoa, Arthropoda, Copepoda, Harpacticoida, Harpacticidae. The record is from RefSeq and is a predicted model, not a curated record.